AUGAACCGGUCUCCGACUUUCGCUGAGCGAUACUACAUUCUUAGAGGAGAACAUGGCUAUUACACGAACUUCAACGUUUCAGCAAGGUACAACCGCCCAAUUCUGAGAAUCAACCUCUCAAAUGCAUUACAUAACUUAAUUAAGAAGUAUCCAUGCUUUGCUGUAAGUUUCUUCCGCGUAAACGACAAAGAUUUAGAGCAAGAUGGUAACAAUUUUUUAAUGAAACCUCUCCAACUGGUAAAAUUUGAUGACGUUGCAACAUUUCGUAAGAUUUCCAAGUUUGAUGAAACUACGUUAGAGUAUUUAGAUCAAUUUGUAAUUAAACAAGACAUAGAAAACAGCCCUCUUUGGAGAGUUAUCGUGCUUGAAGUAGAGGAUACUGGAAAGCAAUAUGUGACAUUUUACUGUGACCAUACAAUUUUUGACGGGAAUUGUGGAGGAAUAUUCCAUGAUAAGCUUUUGCUUGCGUUGCAUGAAGUAGAAUCGUAUCAAAGUGAGUUGCAAUUCGUUGAAAAACUUCAUACUUUAGAUGAUUCUUUUGAAGUUCCGCAAGUCAAUGAAGCAGGAUUUGCCUUGUAUAAUUCUUCAGUACUGUUUGCUUUAUACGAAAUAAUCAGUAGACUCUUCGUACCUACGUGGGCAAAGAAUUAUUUCUCUUCUAUUUAUCAGAAAUGGUACCCUGAUAAAUUUUACAUUGAUGGUUCAGUAAAUCCUAUGUAUAGAUAUAAGCCAACAAGGAAAAGUACGCCAACCAAGUUUAAGCUUCUAAACUUCACACCCGCUGAAGUACGUGGUAUGCUUUCAAGAUGUAAACAAAACGGUCUCACAUUGACUCCGUAUGUCAUUGUUGUUGCAUUGCAAUGCCUACAAGAAACCAUUAUGAAAAGAACCUCACAAGAAAUUGCAACAUCUUCUAAUUCUGUUCCAAUUGAACACUCUUCUGAAACGGUCAUUGACAUUAACAAUCGUAGAUUCUUACCCGAAGCUCAUUCAGAUGAGUUUGGUCUCAUAGUUUCCCCCAUGGAAAUUUCUUUACCUCCAUUCAAAAAGUUCAGCAAGUUGGAUGACUUAAUCCCCACUAUGGAAUACGUUGGAAAUGUAAUGAAAAAUAAAAUAGAAGCAAAUUAUGGAUCUAAAAUAAUCGGUCUUCUCAAGUAUAUCAAAGUUGGGGAUUACUUAGAGGACAAAUUAGAUCAAUUAUCAGCGAGACUGACAUUAGAUGUUUCAAACUUGGGCAAUAAGAGUUACAAUCAUGGAUCUUGGGAGGCUGAAGAACUUAUAUUCUCUCAAUCUCAAGGUGUUGAAACUCAUUUUGGUAUCUCGUUGGUAAGCACCCUGAAACUGGGUUUAAAUAUUGUUUUUGGAUACUUAGAAGAAUAUACCGAAUUUCAAGAUGAAAUAGAACUCUUCAUUAAAUUAUUCAAGCAAAGGCUCUUAAAUGAAGAUCCUUGA
This is a messenger RNA of Dujonia railenensis, 1452 nucleotides long. NCBI's taxonomy places the organism in Eukaryota, Fungi, Ascomycota, Pichiomycetes, Serinales, Debaryomycetaceae. The record is from the annotation of a GenBank genome assembly.